Nomascus leucogenys (northern white-cheeked gibbon) is the source of this 4258-nucleotide messenger RNA. RefSeq lists its product as uncharacterized. Bases 2983 to 3714 code for a protein of 243 amino acids. The transcript has a single exon. Lineage: Eukaryota; Metazoa; Chordata; Mammalia; Primates; Hylobatidae. The record is from RefSeq and is a predicted model, not a curated record.
AACUCCUGGGCUCAAGCAGUCAUCCUGGCUCAGCUUCCCGGAGUGCUGGGAUUACAGGUGUGAACCGCUGCACCUGGACUUGCAGAGGCCUUUUUCAGUGUUCUACUGUGAUUCACUACAGCAAGUAGGUGGAAGUGAGGAUUAGCGGGGAAUGUAAGGCAUAACCAAGCUGCAAAGAUUAGAGAAGUUUCACAUAGUAUUUAGUCAAUAGAGACAUGUUAGCAGACUAAACCUAUUUAUUUCAAAUAAACUCUUGAGGCCAGCUAUAUGUUUUUUUCCUUCUUGUGAUUCCAUAGCACUUUCUCCAGUUCUUUCAUUGGGGAUCAUUCCACUCAAUCUUUUCUGGGUUGGAUACUAGGUCCUGCUACUCUGAUUAGGCUCAAGGUAGAUAGGGGUGCUGCCUGGCCUGGUGAGAUUCUCGAUCCUUUCUUUGUUAUAAGGCCUCAGGUGAGAGACUUCUUGUUCUAAGAGCCCAGCACCUUCUCCCCUGAGUGUCCAGCUGCCCUGCAUGGGCUGGCCUGGCGGGCAACAUUUCUCACCCCUCAGCCCCUGGAGCAGUGUCUGUUCAUGGCACCCUUUCACCUCCUCUCAGUGAAGCCCAGUCUCCCCAUCCUUUGUUCUGAGCUCAUGUCCAGGCUGAUCAAGCUUCCCUCAGAUUUCAGUUGAGAGCAGCAGUUUUCCUUUGCUUCUUCUCUUAUUUUGGCCUGAGUAGGACACAGAGUUGGUAGCUUCCCUGAGGGCACUGGUGAUUGGCAUGCCUGAGCUGACAGGCUAUUCACCGCAUAAAACCCCUUCCAUAUGCCUUUUCUGACUCCGCAAGGUGCUCCCUCCCUUUCACCUACAAAUCUCGAGUGGUGUUGCAGAACUGUGGUUUCACAAUAUCAAACCAUUCUAAACAUGCAGAAGCAGUGAGAGGUACGAUCUCCUCCAGUGGCACAGAGGCCCAUUGCUCUAAAUCUCCUAAGUGCGCUAGAGAAAGAGAGAUCAAAGUGAACCGGAACCAGUGUAAACUGGAACAGUCAGGGGAGAUUUUGUGGAACAUGUAGAGUUUGCAUUUGGACCUGAAGUGUAAAAGGGAUUUUUGAAUGGGUGUGAGAGAGAAUGGGAAUUUGAGAACCGGGGGUAGAUGGGUGAGGGCCAUGGUUAGUGCACAGACUGGAAUCAUGCCUCCUGGAUUUAACUCCUGGCUCCACUUACUUUCUAGCUGUGUGAACUUGGGUAAGGCACUUGAACUCUCUGUGCCUCUGUGUCCUUGCCUGUAAAGGAGAUAAUUCAUAAACCAUAAGAGUGUUUAUGGUUAGAGAGAAAAAGGUUGGUUGAGAAGAGCGAGCCAAGAUGAUCAGGGUAUUAUGCAUCUUCUCAUAUCAAAUUUUGAUGCCUACCAGAAUCACCUGGGGAGCUUUAAAAACUCUUGGCACCUAAAUUACACCCUAGAAUGUCUAGGGGGUGGGAGCCAUGUGUCAGUGGUUUUUAAAAAUCCCAUGUGAUCUUUAAAAGUUUGGGAAUAAUUUUCCUCUUUUGUUUCCUACAAGUAUCUGAAGCUUUGCAGAAAGAGUUACAAAGUAAUAGGACAAAAAGAAAAUGAAUGAGGAAGUAAGGAGGAACAGGUAAUGAUGAAAUAAGGAUCCAAUGAAGCCAGGGAAUAAAGUCAGCUCAUAACAUGCAUACUAUGAAAUGCUGUGCAGUUGCUACCACGGGCCAGAAUUUUGACUCUGAGCUUCUUUGAAGCUAAAGCGAAAGGAAACCUGAGCAGUUCUGAAAGCCAUGAUAGGAGCCAAACGCUGUUUCAUGAAAAGCCCUGGGACUGCAGGGGCAGAAAGAAAUCUCUCCCGAGGCUCUUUGCAAAGAGAGCACCAUGUGGGACCGUGGACAGGGCUUUCAACAGUGUCCUCGCAAUCCCACGGACCAUUUGCUAAGUCACCCCUUAAUGUUGGCUCUGGAGGUCAUUCAAGGCCAGAAUUAACUGGUAAGAUCUCAUAUAGCAAGAAAAGUUGACUGUACUUCUUAAAUUCUUGAUUUUUAUCUGUAGCUGAUUUAAAAAUCCUUCCAUCUCCCUGGGCUCCUGACUCAUCUUAAACUAAUUAACCAGACUUGUUUACUUGUAGAUAGAGUGGCUGCAUUUUGUCUUUCCUGUGGUCAUUUCUUAUUGUCCUGGCAAUCAACUCAUCAUUUCCUUCAUUAGGCCAGGAGCUCGGAGGGACACUGCAUUGAUUAGGGCGCAAACCAGCUUUAGCUCGUCAUGAUGGUGUGCUUAGAGCAAGUUCACCUGCUUUGGCCUCCACUCUGAGGGUGGGGUCACCACUCCUUCUAGAGCCUGGGCUUAGCCACCGGGCCCAUCUGCCAGUGGAGGCACUGCCCCUGGGUCUGAUCUGUUGACAUGGAGACCUGAGAGGCACUAUUUCCUGCAGAUGGGCAGAAGAGGCAGCUCUGACCCCUCCUCCCUUAUCUCCUGUUCCCAGGCAGUUGAGAAAUACUAAUCAAGCCAGUCCUGUCUUUACCUUGGUACCAGCGUCGAGGGAGUGCGCCCCAGCAGAGUCCGUUCUAACUGGCUAGUGGCCUCAAGUGGGCCGUGGGUUGGGUCAGGAUGGGGACCAACUUGGCAGACAGCCAUCAGGGCGGCCUCAGGGAGGUGUGUGGCCUGCCCAGGCAGGGCAUUCUCCACACACCUAGUUGGCCCUGGAGUGCGUGGCAGCUGAGUGUGCUGGCUGCUGGGGAGAGGGGCACUGCAGCAGGGUGUGGGUGUGGGUGUGGGGAGCUCCUGGGCCAUGCGCUUCCCUACGCUCUGCUCUAUCUAUUGACACAUGAAUGUAGGUAAUUUGGGGACGGGGCUGGGAUGUGAUGUGUGCAUGUUUCUAGAGGCUUGCUUGUGUGACUGCCGGUCUCCGUAUGUGUUUGGGGCACACAUACAUGGAAUAGUCCCUCAGCAACGGGACUGCCCAGGGAGGAGCCGCUGUGCAUGCAUGGUGGGCGGGGUAUGCACCCAUGUGGGGAGUAGUGACCCAGCUGCCUGUAAGGGCCCUGGGCCUGGGGGUGCGUGUGUGGGGUCUCUACCUCCACCUGCUGUCCCUGGGGCUGCGGGCUUUCCUACUUUUCUUCCUUGUGCUUCUUCGAGAGCUGUGUGUGUGUGUGCAGGAGGCAGGCAGGGCUGUGCUCAUGGUGGCUUGCUCCGUGGCUCUCACGGCCCACAUCUGUAGUGUCUACAUCUUCCUUCAGGGGGUUGCCUGGUCUGCCCAGCUGGUGGGGAGCUGGGUGAUGCUGCACAUAUGGCUCUACCGUGCCUUGCUGGAGACCCUCAGACACGUUCCUUUACUCCCGCUGUGUGAGCAGGCGGCCAGGUGGCUGGUGUGGGCCGGCAUGCAGGCUGGCAAAGGCCUGGCUCGGGUGUGGGGUGUGGCGACCUUUGUGCAGCUGUGUGCCCACAUGGUCUUCCUGAGCAUGUACCUGUGCAUGCACAUCUGCUUUGCCACCAUCAGCUCUAAGGUCCAUGUGAGAGUGCACGCGCCGUUCUGUGUCUCACUGCCCUUGAAGGUCCAUGCCCCUCGGAGCCUGGACAUCAAAGUGGGGCUGCAGGGCCAGAAGCAUGGGAGAGCCACGGGGGAGGCAGGUGUGCCUCAGGGGGAGAUGUUGGGGAAGCAGGAACCCCAGACGUCCAGAAGCCCCAAGCCCACCAGGAGAAGGGAGGUGUCACGGAGUGAGCUCAGUCCAGGUGGGUAAGGGAAGGGGCUGCUCUGUGCCCCUUGGACUUGUCCCAGCCUCAGGUGCUAGUGCCCUCUUCCUGCAGCCAGCCCAGGCCUGGAGCCUGCAUCUCCUCCUGCACAGCCAAGCCCGUGUGGUGGCCCCUCCUCUCCCUCACUGGGCACUGGCACCUCUUUCCUAGGCUGAGUGGUCUCUGGGGAAGGCACAGGUGGAAUGACAGGGGCAGAUUCCAGUCCUUGCCCUCUGUCCUCUGCGAAUAGGGCUGUUCAUGACAGUGUUGGGCCGGGAGUCUUUUUCCUCCUCUGCCCUUGCCUUUCUGUACACCUGCCUCCCUCUGUGUUCGUUCCUUUGCCUUGCAGCAGCUCCCUUCCUCCCCUUUCGUCUCCUGCCCUUCCUGGUGGGCUGUUUCUCGUCUGGCUUCUCCAGGUGUUCCUCUCUUCUCGGCCACUAUGCGUUCUGCCCUAGGAGUCCUUCGGCCCGGGCUGCCUCUUUUCCUACCCAGCCCCCUGUCCGAGUGCCCCCAGGUGUGCCUGGUCACGCUCUGCUCAGCCCCGCGCUCUCU